UUCGUCAUUCCGUCGUGCAUGUCGGACGUUCACGAAAAGCAAGCUCAUCGAAACAAUUUCAAUUCAAUUUUCAAACAAAUUAAGCAUUCAUCAUGUCGGACAAGGAAAACAAAGAUAAACCUAAGCUGGACCUCGGUUUGCUCGAAGAAGACGACGAGUUUGAGGAGUUCCCCGCGGAAGAUUGGGUUGGUAAUAAGGAGGACGAAGAAGAGCUUAGCGUGUGGGAGGAUAAUUGGGAUGACGACAAUGUCGAGAAUGACUUCAACCAGCAGCUGCGUGCACAGUUGGAAAAACACAAGUGAAGCAAGCCAUGUCAAGUGUGAUACGACACGCUCCCAAUAAAUGUAAAGUUAAGUAAUCUCUUGA
Messenger RNA from Anopheles coustani, 366 nucleotides. It is a transcript of the gene Sem1, whose product is annotated as 26S proteasome complex subunit SEM1. The transcript has 2 exons. Gene Ontology annotation, cellular component: proteasome regulatory particle, lid subcomplex; proteasome complex. The coding region runs from base 93 to 302 and encodes 69 amino acids. Gene Ontology annotation, biological process: proteasome assembly; double-strand break repair via homologous recombination; mRNA export from nucleus. The record is from RefSeq and is a predicted model, not a curated record. NCBI's taxonomy places the organism in Eukaryota, Metazoa, Arthropoda, Insecta, Diptera, Culicidae.